GGAAUUUAUAUAGAGAAAUCGGUGCGCCAGUCUCCUUUUCGUUCUGUUCGCCUUUGCUAUCGGUCGUGAGUUUUUGGUUUCUUGCUACGUCGCCGUCAUGUUUGGGUAUGCUACGCUUUUCAGCGCUCUUGCGAGCGCUGUGUCUGCUGGAACGAUCCUUUGGGAUGGCCGCUUCAACGAGAUGAAGUCUAGCGCAGAUCUCAACAAUUGGUCAUGGGCCAACCAAGUCGGAAACUACCAGUACUACAUCCACGGAUCCGGCGCCGUCACCAAAUACGUGAACCUUGACGCGAAAUUCAAGAAUCCUGCAGACACUGGCUCCAAGCAGGGUGCCAAGAUCACCAUCGACAGCACCGCGAAAUGGAACUCGGAUAUGUGGAGGACCGAGCUCAUUCCUCAGACCAAGGCCGCUAUCAACUCUGGAAAGGUUUACUACCACUUCUCGAUCAAGCGGUCAACGACGAAUGUCCCGAGUGCGACGAAUGAGCAUCAGAUCUGCUUCUUCGAGAGCCAUUUCACGGAACUAAAGUACGGGUGGGUCAAUGGUGAAUCCGGAACUAGCAACACGAACCUGCAGUGGAUGGUCGGCGGACAGAGCAAGUGGAAGGUCGAGCUCUUGGCAGAUGUUUGGCACAAUGUUGCUUAUGAGAUUAACUUCUCUUCCAAUUCCGUUACCUUCUGGCACUCCACCGGCUCAGACCCACUCACCAAGACCGCUGGCCCGUUCUCUGGCAGCACCUCCUCAAACGGUGCAGACUGGCAUCUCGGUGUGCUACGUCUCCCACGCGCUGGCAAUGAUGGCACUGGUGCUGAGGACUGGUACUUCAGUGGCGUCUACAUCGAGAGUGGCGACUUAACCACAGCGAUCGCCAGUCCCGGUGGUGCGGGCGCGAGCACAGGUACGACUGACCCAGGCGCGGGCUCUCCCGCCACCACAGCUGUUUCUUCUUCUAUCCCCUCUUCCGUAGUAGUGUCUCAGUCGACUACUUUGGUAACAAGUGCUAAGCCUGAGCCUUCGAGCCCGACUGUUGGUACUGUGAAGCAAUACGGCCAGUGCGGGGGUAGUGGCUACACCGGGGAUACGAAUGUAAGUGUUAGUCUUGGAUCUUCAGUAAUAACAUAUUUAACAACCAUCUAG
This is a messenger RNA of Lindgomyces ingoldianus, 1138 nucleotides long. RefSeq lists its product as uncharacterized. The coding region runs from base 98 to 1138 and encodes 346 amino acids. The record is from RefSeq and is a predicted model, not a curated record. The transcript is spliced from 4 exons. NCBI's taxonomy places the organism in Eukaryota, Fungi, Ascomycota, Dothideomycetes, Pleosporales, Lindgomycetaceae.